AUGUUAGCGUCGAGUGGCUGUUUCACAGCGAUCCUCGACAGUGCUAUUCAAUCAGCGUUACUACCCUGUCAUGAAGAAGAAGUGACUGCGUCAUACUGGAAAAAAAUUACGUCAACCCUGACUGAUGUUUUCAAUUCCUUUAUAGUCGACAGUUUGGAAAAUGAAUGCCUUUCUUCUCGUUCAUGCAUCCGUCUAAUAAUUUUGGCAUGUGGGUGCAUUGGGAACGAUUUGUCAACUAAAAAACUUAGAACUGUUGAUAAACGGCUUUCUUCGUUAGGUCAGGAGGUCCUUGAACGGAUUAGUAUUUAUUUAAGCGCAGCUGGCACUGAAGAUCUUUUUAAGAAGCUACUGCUUGAUGACGAUCAAUGCAGUAAAACGUCAGUCUUUGACCUCUUCUUGCGUGAAGUCACUAGUUGUAUCGCUCAUCAACGCGUCGUUGAAAAUGGUGAUCUCAUAAGCCGUGCUCCUUUAUUCCGCGAUGCGGUUGUUUGGGUCACGGACAAAGUUCACUACCCUGUUAUUAGCAGUAGUCAGCAUCUAAGUAUUCUGCAUCCUCUUGCUCUUCAACUUAUGGAAGACUACCGGAGCCAAAUAAAACUUUUGGGACUGCGGUUGCUUGCACAUUUAGCGCAAGAGGUUCUGGUGGCGUCCUGGAGAAGCACGGGACGGGCCGAAGCAACGCUUGAAGUGUUGAUUUGCCAACGGUUUGCACACUCUCGAGAAAAGGAUCUUAUGGACUCCACAUACAACUGUAUAUUUUUAUGUUUACAUCUGUUAGAAGAGACUCAACGAAAGGAUUGGUAUAACAGGAUUUCAGACAUUCUGCUUUGUGACCUAGCCCUCGAAGUGUGCUUCGAAAAGAAAAUCGUUCUUUUAAAGAACAUCGCAAGGAUACUGGACGUGUUGGGCCGUGACGUGAUGAUCCAUUCACGGCGCCUGCUAAAAGCCGCGGAAAUCACUCUAUUGGCCCCGCGCUCGCCAACCUAUAGUUCGCAGGAGCAUGAAUCUUUCCUACGAAUGCUGGAAAUUGUCCACAAGUUUGUUGUCCUUGGAGUUGACUGCCUAUUCCCUGACCUUGUUGUCAUGGUUUUACCAAUGAUAAUUGCGUUUAUUGACCUGGAGUGGAGUAGAAGACAAAAUCAGAAAGAUUCAUCAUCGCUAAGUGAAUUGUCUAGAGUUCUCACUGAAAUAAUCAACAGGAUUGUUGACGCUGACCCCAUCACAAUGAACAGCGCACUGGAAACCUGCUCUCAGUCCGUUCCAGCCAUACGACUUUUCGUGUCCACAUCUAGUUAG
This is a messenger RNA of Mesocestoides corti, 1296 nucleotides long. Lineage: Eukaryota; Metazoa; Platyhelminthes; Cestoda; Cyclophyllidea; Mesocestoididae. The record is from the annotation of a GenBank genome assembly.